Molecule: messenger RNA, 1035 nt
Organism: Nasonia vitripennis (jewel wasp)
Lineage: Eukaryota; Metazoa; Arthropoda; Insecta; Hymenoptera; Pteromalidae
Exons: 5
Coding region: 27-872 (281 amino acids)
Source: RefSeq, a predicted model, not a curated record
GUCAGUAAACGUUUAUUAAUAAACCCAUGAAAUUGUUACGUAUUUGUUGUAUUAGAACAAAUGUCUUAUUUUAUAUUUUGUCUAUACACUUAAGUACCAAUUGGUUUAGAUACAUUCUACAGUUUUUUGUUUUCUUUCUCCUCUUUUAUGCUGAUGUUUUAAGGUUACAAUGUGAAUUUUCAUUAUUGAUUAUAAGGUUUAAAUUUAAAUUCCUAGUUGUCAAUAAGUCUUCAAAAUUUUCAAUGCCAAGGUGUGGACACACUUGUCCUAAAGUGCAAGAACAACUGAGACUUUUAGCACAAAAAGCAGAGGCUCGAGAAUUAGAAGAAAAUAACACCAUUUACAAUGAGCCACCAGCCGAUUCUGAGGGUACCGAGGUACAAACUAGCGACGAGACAUCCAGUAUCUCAAAUGUGCCCUCGGAAUCCACAGCCCCAGAGAGAGAUGAGGAGCCAACGAGAUCGAUACUGGCUUCGAUUCCAUCCUCCAGGGGAACGGCUAUAAUUCGCAGCAAAAGUACGAGAAGUCGGCCGAGUGAGCACAGCCAGUACCGCACGUCCUACAGAAGCUUGGUCGGAACAGCGAUCGUAUCGAACCGUAGUGUCCAUUCGUCACGUCCCGUUGAAAGAAUUGCAGAGGAAUUGCCAGAGACAAAAUCCGAGCAGAACCAGACGGAGAUCGACCGAUACUACUUGAACAAAGGCUCCAAUUACUUUGAAGACUUUUGCGGCUGCUCGUUAGACUGCGUUUUAGCCCAGGUGGCGCGAGACAAAUUCAUACGGAGCACCCUGGCGUCAUUAGCAUUUUUCGCCUUUGGUAUCAAGUUGUGCAUCGAGCUGGACGCCUGGACAAUACCUAAUUCUUUCUUUUGACGCGUUUUUCAAAUCAAACGGUCGAGUCUUCCUCGUGCAUUUCCUGUAAUUUGUAUAGUGGUUUCCUGUGAUCAAUAGCCGUCGCGAGGUUUGUCAGUAGACAAUAGGGAAGGCAAAUUCUGUUGUGGGAAUGAAAUAAAGUGAGUUUGUUAAAAAAAAAAAA